Messenger RNA from Aureobasidium melanogenum CBS 110374, 729 nucleotides. RefSeq lists its product as uncharacterized. NCBI's taxonomy places the organism in Eukaryota, Fungi, Ascomycota, Dothideomycetes, Dothideales, Saccotheciaceae. The transcript has a single exon. The record is from RefSeq and is a predicted model, not a curated record. The coding region runs from base 1 to 729 and encodes 242 amino acids.
AUGACACUUUCAUUCUCGUUGCUUAGUACUUGCUUGCUAAUGCCCAUCACUGUGCUGGCUUCCGAUUCAAUCCUCAGCCGUGCAACCUGUUCAAACUUCAGCACGCAGAGACAAGCAUACACUCUGCCAGGCCCUUCGCCGUUCAUCAUCAGCACUGGAGUGGUUUGCAGCGGCAGCAACCCCUGUGAUGUUCCGGUUGGUGGCUUCGUCACUGUGAACCGCUUUGUAAACGUCUCUGGACUCGAUGAUGGCACCGUCCCCGACCUUUUCGCUUUGAUUAGCUCGUCAGAUCCUUCAGUCGACUUCACAGAAUCUAUGAGCAACAACAUCUCAUCAGUUUCGACCCAAAGAAUCCAGAAUGGUACUGCCGGAUACGUGGUCUUCACGCCAAACUUCCGCUGUGUAUCAGGCACACUUAGUGGCUGCCCUAGUGGCAGUGCAGCUUUGACAGAUGGAACCUUUAUCGAAGCUUGUGCGCCAAUUAAAGACGGCGAGGGCUCUGAUGAUAUCUCUGGCACCAUCAACCCUGUGAAAACAGAUGAAGCCACGGCCAAAGCUGUGACCUGUAAUCCAGCCAACGUUAGCAGUGCAGCUGAUGCGCCGAACAAGGCAUGCACUAGUCAGAAGGAGGGAGAUACAAGUGGAGCUAUGCGUAUAGCUACAUUGGGAAGCGCUGUCAUGGCAGUUCCUCUGGUCGCUUUCAUGGCCUCCGUUGUCAAUAUCAUCUAG